AUGGCGCACAGAGCGUACCAUUCGAGCGCAGCGAACGAGAGCAGCGGAGUGAGUGUGGCCGCGAGCGCGCGCGCUUGCUCGGCCCGGAACUCUGCGCUGCGUCACAACGCCAUUCAUAAACGCACCGCGCGCGCCGCCCGCCGUCAGAGCAUCUCCGCUGCGAAGCACGUGUCAUGUGUCCUUAUCACAGAGGCUGUUGAGGGGCGGAGUGCAGGCGGGUUGAAUUUGUCAUUGCAAUACUACCAGGCGUCCAAUGGGCGAGGCACCCCACCCGCUUGCAGCGCGCCGCCGCGACGCCGACAUCCCGACCUACCCCGCCUUUCAAAUCAUCGCACAGAGAGAUACACAAACAAAUGA
Messenger RNA from Danaus chrysippus (African queen), 357 nucleotides. The record is from the annotation of a GenBank genome assembly. Lineage: Eukaryota; Metazoa; Arthropoda; Insecta; Lepidoptera; Nymphalidae.